CAAAACGCUGGAUGGGUAUCAGAAGAAGAAAUAUGUGUGCAAACUCCUUUUCAUAUUCCUGCUCGGUCAUGAUAUUGAUUUUGGGCACAUGGAGGCAGUCAACCUACUCAGUGGAAACAGAUACACAGAAAAACAAAUAGGCUACCUGUUCAUCUCAGUGCUCGUGAGCGAGAACAACGAACUGAUGAACCUGGUUAUUCAGACGAUAAAGAAGGACCUUCAAAGUAGGAAUGCAGUGUUUAUCAAUCUGGCACUUCAUUGUAUAGCCAACAUUGGCAGCCAGUCCAUGGCAGAAAAACUAGGCAAAGAUGUACCAAAUCUACUUGUAUCAGCUGACACCAUAGACCAAGUGAAGCAGAGCGCCUCACUAUGCUUACUCCGUCUCUACCGUACAUCCAGUGAAUCGAUACCCAGCGGGGAAUGGACAUCAAGAGUCAUACACCUUAUCAGUGAUUCACAUAUGGGCGUUGCUACGGCAGGAUCCAGUCUCAUAUACGAUCUGUGCUUAAAGAAUCCAGAAGACUACAAAGGCUGCAUUCAGUUAGCUGUCUCCAGGCUCAGUAGAAUUGUUACAUCAUCAUACACAGACCUUCAGGACUACACAUAUUACUUUGUUCCCGCCCCCUGGUUGGCUGUCAAGCUCCUGAGAUUGCUACAGCUCUAUGGACCACCAGACGACCCAGCUCUCCGGGGUCGUCUCACCGAGUGUCUGGAAACGAUACUCAAUAAAGCACAGGAGCCACCAAAGUCCAAAAAAGUCCAGCAUUCCAACUCCAAGAAUGCCGUCCUGUUUGAGGCUAUUAACCUCAUCAUUCAUCAUGACAGUGAGCCCUCCUUGCUGGUGAGAGCAUGUAAUCAACUAGGUCAGUUCCUACAACACAGAGAAACGAAUUUGAGGUAUCUUGCGCUCGAGAGUAUGUGUCUACUAGCUUCAUCUGAAUUCUCAAGAGAAGCAGUCAAGAAACAUCUAGACACAGUUGUCACGGCCCUCAAGACGGAGCGUGAUGUAAGUGUGCGCCAACGAGCCGUAGACCUGCUUUACGCCAUGUGUGAUAAAUCAAACGCAGACCAGAUCGUCGGUGAGAUGCUUAUAUAUCUAGAGAAAGCUGACUACUCCAUUAGGGAAGAAAUGGUACUCAAAGUGGCCAUUUUAGCCGAGAAGUAUGCGAGUAAUUACACAUGGUAUGUGGAUACAAUCCUCAAUCUGAUUAGGAUUGCUGGUGAUUACGUCAGUGAGGAGGUGUGGUACAGAGUCAUACAGAUCGUCAUCAACAGUGAAGAGGUACAGGGUUAUGCAGCUAAGACAGUCUUUGAGGCCCUUCAAGCUCCAGCGUGUCACGAAAACAUGGUCAAGGUCGGAGGAUAUAUCCUGGGAGAAUUUGGAAACCUCAUCGCAGGUGAUAAAAGAUCCAGUCCACAAGUUCAGCUCAAUCUUCUUCAUUCCAAGUUCCACCUGUGUACUGCUCCAACCAGAGGACUUCUCCUCUCAACAUAUGUCAAGUUUAUCAACCUCUUCCCAGAGAUCAAACCUAUCAUACAAGAUGUACUAAGAAAUGAUAAUCAGCUACGCAACGCCGAUGCUGAGCUUCAACAGAGGGCGGUAGAGUAUCUUCAACUCAGUGUAUGUACUUCAGCCGAUGUACUGGCGACAGUUUUAGAGGAGAUGCCGCCAUUUCCAGAGAGGGAAUCGUCGUUGCUUGCCAAACUUAAAAAGAAGAAACCUUCCGCAGCCGGUCCAGGGACAGAAGAAAAGAAGAAAGGGGGAAUAGAACUCAAUAGUAUAGGAGAGAGCAGUACGGAUUCAUUGGAGUCAGCAGCGUCCCAACCCAAGCCCGUUAUAGCCACGGCCAUGCCGACGGUAGCUGCGUCGGCGAGCUCCGGGUCGGCAGACCUCCUUGGUCUGAUGGAGAGCCCCGCUGCGCCCCCUACCACUGCCCAGUCCUUCUUUGGCGAGACCCCCGCCGCUGCCCCUACCAAUAACGGCGGUCUGCUGGUGGAUGUCUUUGGGGCCCCUGCUGGAGGUGCCGCCCCCGUUGGAAACAAUCUGGCCCCUGAUGCAGAGGAGAGUUAUAGGAAAUUUAUUUGCAAGAAUAAUGGUGUGCUUUACGAGAGCGAUCAGAUGCAGAUCGGCGUGAAGUCGGAGUACCGUUUAAAUGCGGGCCGACUUUGUUUGUUCUACGGCAACAAGACGUCGUACCAGUUUGCUAACUUUGAAACCACAAUCAAUAAACUCCCGUCGUUAGAAGGAAAGCUCAAUAUCACUAUGGAUACUGUUCAACGAACUAUCGACGGUGGCGCUCAAGUCCAGCAAGUCAUUAACUUGGAAUGCCUCGAUGACUUUGAUGAGCCGCCAACGCUCAGCAUCAAAUACUCAUAUUUAGGAAGUCCGAGGACCCAAUCUGCUAAUAACGCCUUUGACAGUGUUGGUGGAUCCGUUCAGAGCAUGACCUUAAAGGUUCCCGUCAUGAUCUCAAAGUUCUUUCAGUCAACAAACAUGACAUCUCAAGACUUCUUUGGACGCUGGAAGCAACUCGGAAAUCCUGGACAAGAGUCACAGAAUAUUUUUGAGGCCCAAUUUCCGAUGGACACAUCUGUGAAUAGGACCAAGCUGAUGGGGACGGGUAUAGGACUUCUAGAUGGUGUGGAUCCCAACCCUGAAAAUUUUGUAGGAGCAGGCAUCGUCCACACAAAGAACCAACAAGUGGGAUGUCUGAUGCGCUUAGAACCAAAUCAACAAGCUAGGAUGUACAGACUAACAUUAAGGACAAGCAAACCUGUUGUAUCAAAGGUACUGUGUGACUUGUUCUCAACCCAGUUCUAGGCAGCUCUGUCCAGCCCAAACCAGUUAUAUCUGCUUCAAACCGGUUUUAGCUGGACAUCUUCAGAAAUAAGGUCAUUCCGAGUCAAGUUGUUUGUACUGCCUGUGAAUUAUAUACAUGUAUCGUAGCACCAUCCACAUCACCAAUAUUGAUUUAAUGUGUUCUGUGCUGAAUCUGGAUAUGACUGGUUCAACUUGCUUUAAACCAGUUUGAACUGGCUCCAACAUGCAUAAAACAUCAUGAAAACAACACAGAACUUGUUUGAUUUAUUUGUAAAUUUGGAAGGUCUCCUGUUUUUAAAAACGAAUUCAAAUGACUGUAGUGGUUUCAUUUGUGUUUCUACACUGCAGUACACAGGCAUGCUUAAUUAGAAUUAUCAUUCCUAUGUUGGCAUAAUAACAGCAAUAUUUGAUAUUCUGAAGAGAAACUGAGUGAAAAAGAAAUAUCACAGGUGAAAUGUAGUAUUUGUUAGACUUACAAAUUUGUAACCUUUAUAGAUUUAUAGGAUCCUGCUUGUGGCAAGAGCAAAAAACAAUGACCCGGUUUUAUGUGAGUGAAGUUAAAAAUCAAGUCCUAGAUAUUGACAGUGUGCAUGUUUAAAUUGAGAAGCAUUGUUCAAACUUUUGUCAGCUGAGAAGGCCCAUUCACAGCUAGAAUACAGAAAAAAACAACACAUGGAGUAUAUAUUGUAAAUAGGAAUUAAGAAAUGUUGGAUAUUGUGAUGUAACAUUUUGAAGAAAAAAUAAUGAAAUAUGGACAAAAAAAAUUAGAGGCAAAAGACAGAUUUAAUCAUUUUUGUACCCUAUCUUGUGUUUUUGAUAAACUAUUAUACAUGUUGAUGUUAUGUAUGGUUUGUGUGUACGCUAAAGGUAAAACUUCAAACAUUUGAACUCAAUGUAAUAUUUAACCUACCCCAAAUCCCUUCUAAGAUUAAUGUUUUAUUAAAUGUAUCUUACUAGCGCAGCAAUAAGAAUGUUAUUAGAACAUUUCCAUUGAGAAAUGUAAUUCUCCUGCUAUAAAUAUGAGGUUAAACAAUAGAGGGCGACACAUCCCAUACACUGCGUAGGCAAGCACACGUGCACAUGCUUGUCGAGUCAAGAUUAUUUGACAAAGGUUUUAAAUCCUGCUUCUCAAGCAAAUAUGUAGCCAUGUAAAAUGAAAUAACCGAUGUCAGGAUAUGUGAUGCUUCGGUCACAUUUCCCCUACGGCGGCCCUAUUGUGAAUUGAAAAUGGCCGUCUUAUUCAAACCACCUAUAUUUAGCUGGUACAAAAAAUGUUAGAAUGGCUGUUUUCUCCUCGCAUAGAGGAAAUGUGACUGAGGUAUUUAGGUUUGUGAAAUAUCAAGGCGAUACCAUUCGAACUGUGCAGGUAACAUGAAAAUUAUUGCUUUUCUCGACUUUACAAUUAUUAUUGGCAACAGGAAGUGUCUGGCCUAUCCAGCGUAUGGGAAACGUCGCCCUCAGGUUUUAAAUAUUUUAUAUACGGGAGGAGGGAGAACUUGAUUAAGAUAUUAGAAACUGUCUCCAGCCAUUACCUUAGUUUAUUUGCCUGCCCAGGAAGCAUAAAUGCUGAUUAGCAACUUAGCUAGCAAGCAGCUAUAUGACCCAUUUACUUUACAGCCUUUCCUAAGGGCCUGAUCAUGAGGAUUCAAUUUGAAUAAAAUAUUUUCGUAGAGUGAACUCUGUAUGAAGAUCUUAAAAUGGAGACUAGAAAAGUGGUCUUACAAGCUGGUGGUCUUUAUUGAUAGGUCUGCUUCAGUAGGGAAAGUUAUUCAAAGGAAUCAAAGCUGGCAUAGGAAUUAUUGAAAAAAAAAAUUAAACUGCCAUAUUUGAUCAAAAUUGCCCAAAUAAAAGCUUAUCAAAAAAUCACUGAAACCUCUUCUUUGCCAUAAAUAUGCUUUGAUUUUUUAAAAAUAAAAAUCCUUCCUUAAAUUAUAAGUCUAAAUUUUAUGUUUGAUUUUAUCUAAAACUGUAAGUCUUUCUCCUUUAACAGGCUUUGAUAUUAAAAUGUAUUUUUUUAGUCUCUCAAAUACUUUAGUUUAAUGCUGUAUGUCAAUAUUCUGUCUGUUUCAGUGGUAAUUCAUAUGAUCAGUCAAUCUAGUAUAGUUUCUAAAUGUUUGAUUUUUUAAACUCAAUUAAUUAAACUGAAUAUUUAUUGUACUGAGAAGGGGGAAAACCCCAACAUGAUUGUUAUGUGAUGAUGACAAUGUUUUGUUGAAUAUGUGCUUUCAUUUAUUUUUCACUAACAAUGUUUUCUACUCUUGUGUUUUAUCAAUCACUCCCUUGUUUGAUUAUGUUGAUUUAAUUGUAGGAGUAUCUUAAUACAGCAGCAGUUUCAUAACAAUUAACAUUAGGGUAGAGGACAUCAGUGUAAUCAUGUCUGUAAGCAGUAAAUCUCAAGUGGCCUAUCUUAACAUUUGUUUUAAUUCCAAAUGUAACUUAUAUGAGACAGAAUUGACCAGAAAUGAAUGCUUCAUAAUACAAUUUUUACAUUCACAUUCAUACAUAGGGUAUAACAGUUCUUCCAAAAAUUGACUCAUAUCCACUACAAAGUAUUAAAUGGAAUGGCAUAUUUUCGUAUCUCAUUUCUGCCAAAGAAUAGAGUUACUGUACAUGAAUACUACCAAGUACAGGGGAAAAGUGAUGUGGAUUUUUUUCUGGAUGGGGAUUUUUGUCCUCAGUUCUUACCAAUUUAUGCAUCAAAUUAAAUUGCAACUUAAAGGGGUUCUGCAAAUUAUGAGAGCUUUUUGAAAUUUUGUUGACAUUGCUCCUUGUCUGGUGUUUCUUGCUGCCAUUCUGGCUUUCUGCCGCUUCUUUUCAUGUCACUUAAAUUUCAGCGGCUUCUUGAAUUUCCUUCGACUUCAUACUUUUAUAUAAAAAUUCUCACAAAAGCUUCAUGGCUCCCUUUGCAUAUGUAUAGAAUGUACCCUUUUUCAUCUACAUAUGGACUGCCUAUACAUGUAUAAGUGCAACACUUUAAAUGCUGCUUUCAUUCUAUGGUGUCCAUUCGUUUUCAUUUACAGCGUUGUAGUUGUAAGCUGCGCAUAGUCGUUUCGGGCUUUAUGGAGACAUGAUUGUUCCCCCCCCCCCGUGAUGAGUUUUGAUAAAAAAGACCAUUCUUACCGUUCAGUUUUGAAAACUGGAACCACAACUGACUUAUGAAUGUGUUGAGGAUAUUGCGUCCUACUUGUGGAAAAGGAUAGCUCUGUACUUGUGUAGACCAAUGUCCUGUAAUGCAAAGGUUAGCGAUUAAUCGUAUGCUUGAUUUUCACGAUUGAUUGUACAUUGUAGUCAAUGCAAUCAAUCGUAUAAAAAUGUUCUACGAUCAUUGCUAAGCUUUGUGUUACGUGCCCCUGGGGAGGGUUUUCAUGGGAGGUAUCUUGUCAAGUUUUUUUCGCUAACAACUUUGUUGUGAGCCAAUCAGAUGCAAGGAUUUUAGUAGCUUGUAACAAUAGUCACCCAAAAUAAUUUUUAGUAGAAUGCUUUCCUGAUGUGAUGAAUAUCAAUUUAACUUCUUUUGCGCCACACACAGGAUAUAUCAAAUCAAGUUACGUAAAGUGAUGAUCAGACUCUUACUGUAGUUUUGUUAAUCUUGUACAAUCUCAAAAGUAAAACAUUUUCAUGGAUUGAACAUGUGCCCCUGAUAGAAAACAAUAGAUUUGGUGUGUUACACAAUUUGAUUCCUAUAUAGGCCUACUAUACAUUUCCUGUAGACCCUGGCUCCGUUAUUCUUGGGUACCCUAAAGCAUUCAAUUGUUAAUCUCGUUUGAAAUUUUUAAUAUUCCCAUCAAAUCUUGAU
Lytechinus variegatus (green sea urchin) is the source of this 6617-nucleotide messenger RNA. Its product is annotated as AP-2 complex subunit alpha-2-like. The transcript is spliced from 23 exons. Gene Ontology annotation, biological process: clathrin-dependent endocytosis; intracellular protein transport. The coding region runs from base 89 to 2821 and encodes 910 amino acids. Gene Ontology annotation, molecular function: clathrin-cargo adaptor activity. NCBI's taxonomy places the organism in Eukaryota, Metazoa, Echinodermata, Echinoidea, Temnopleuroida, Toxopneustidae. Gene Ontology annotation, cellular component: AP-2 adaptor complex; membrane coat. The record is from RefSeq and is a predicted model, not a curated record.